Molecule: messenger RNA, 834 nt
Organism: Yarrowia lipolytica CLIB122
Lineage: Eukaryota; Fungi; Ascomycota; Dipodascomycetes; Dipodascales
Source: RefSeq, a predicted model, not a curated record
AUGGUACGGCGACUAACAGUAUGCCAGGUGAUAACGCUCGGUCUGCUGAGCACGCCGGUGGUCGCUGAUUUUCAGUGCGACGCCGUGAGCACAAACUGUGUCACUUUUCCUGUGUGCCAGUUCAGCGUCUCGAGCCCGUCACAAACAGCCCCCAGCACCGCCGACCCGGCGCCUUUAACGGUGACAGUGUCGCGCAAAGCGCGCCCAACGACGCCGCUCGAAUUACUCGAAGAGGCGCUCGAAAAACAGGGGCUUUUGGUGCACAAAAAGAACGAUUUUCUGAGCAUGGGCCCCCAACAGAAAGACAAUGUCGUAACUCCCACGGCUCCCUCGGACGCAGACAUGAAGGUGGCUGAUCCACACAUGUACGCGCCGCUGCUGGCCCACUAUCCGACACGUGGGUUCUUUCUACGGCUCACCAAACUGCUGGCGUACGGAUUGUGGAUGAACCCCGGUUGCGUGAACAGAAUGUGGGUGGUUUCUAGGGGAGAGCUGCACGUGAUCCAUGAGUUGCAACAAAGUAUGGCGGAACUGCAACAGGGCCAGUCACGUGCCCGGGAGUCUGGAGAAAAGCAUUCUGGCAACCCUGGCAAACGGCAUUUCCAAAACCUCAUUGUGCGCUACCGCAGCGCUGGCGACUGCGAAUUUUUCCCCGAUAGAAUCGGGCGGCUGGCUAGACACGCGUGGAAGCUGUUUGAAUUCGAGUACGAGGGACAGAAGCCGGACGCGGUGUGUGUCUAUGUCGAGCGACAUGCGGGGUGGGUGGAGCAAGUGGUGGUUGGGUGGAGUAUGGAGGAGACGAGGAGGUUGAAUUGCACGUCACGUGGGGAGUGA